CAUCCGAGCUCGAGCCCGAGCUCGAGCCCGAGCAGCUCACGAGCCCAAACGAGCUUGGGCCUUUAGCUGAAUGCUGAUUGAUUAAUCAUUUAGUCUCCCAUGGCCAUGGGCCCACCCGGCCGGCCCACUCUCCAGCCGGACCAGCCCCCACCGUCCAUCGACCCAGAUCGUGAUCACCACCACUUGAUGCUCAUCAGCUCAUGCGAUGGCGAUGCCCUAGUCUCCUCCUGACUGUCUCCCUCUCGGCCGCCUCUCCCAGACUCCUCCCCCGAUUUCGGCCUCUCCCAGACUCCCACUCGACAGUCGACUCCCAAGUCCCGCCGCGCUCCGCCUCCCUUCGCCCGCACGCCGCGCCCCCUCCGGCCCUCCUUCUCCUCCGAACCCCUCCGGCCCUCCUUCUCCUCCGAACCCCUCACCCCUUCCAUCAUCUGGACGACUGGACGGCUGGACCUCGACGAGACGACGACUCGAUCAGUCGAUCCCUCGACUUGCUCCUCCCGGAUCUUCCCCGACUCCGACCGGCGACCCCCGACCGGCGACCGGCCGACCCCGACUUGCUGAAAUGUCAGAUGGCCAACAUGAAUUCGAUCAACAUGCCUCUACAGCUUAUAGUGCAAAUGAACUUGUUGAAUUGGAAAAUAUUAUUGAUAAAGAUGAUGCAAUGGAUGAAAUGAAAAAAAUGGGUACAGGACAAUCUUCGGAUGACCCAAAUAGGAGGAAGAGAUCUGAGGUGUGGACUGAAUUUGAUAUCGUAACAGUAGAUGGCAACACAAAGGCAAAAUUCAAUUAUUGCAGUGCUAAAUUGGCAUGGAAGAAGGGGGGUGCCACAACUCAUCUCAAAAGACAUUUAAAUGCUUGCAUGCCUCGAAAACUUUCUAAGUCUAGCGAAGACAAAGAGUUAAAACAAAGCUUAUUGUCGUUUGAUGUUACUCAAGGUCAUGCAAUGCUAGCAACUUACAAGUAUGACAAAGACAAGAUAAGAGAGAUUCUUGCAAAGAUGUUUAUAGUGCAUGAGUAUCCUUUUAGGAUGGUGGAACAUCAGUUCUUUGUUUUAUUCUGUAAAGCUCUUAACCCAAAAUUUGAGCUAAUAAAGCGGGUUACUUUGAGAAAUGACUGCAUGAAAAUGUUUGCAAUUGAGAAGCAAAAGUUGAGGUCAUUGUUAAGAAAUGUUGAUAGAAUUAGCUUAACGACUGAUCUAUGGACCUCAAAUCAAACAAUAGGGUACAUUUGUAUCACUGGACAUUUCUUAGAUUCUGAAUGGAAGUUGCAAAAGAGAAUUUUAAAUUUUUGUAGCUUGGCACCUCCCCACACGGGAAUUGCUAUUGCUAAUUGUAUUCUUCAGUGUCUAACUGAAUGGGAGAUUGAAGAUAAGGUUUCCACUAUUACGUUAGACAAUGCAUCUUCGAAUGACACAGCAGUUAAAGUCUUGAGGGAUAAUUUUGCAAUCAAAGGAAAGCUUUACUUCAGUGGAAAAAUAUUUCAUGUUCGCUGUUGUGCACAUGUUUUGAACCGAAUGGUACAAGAUGGUUUAGCAGAAAUACGGGAUGUAAUUGAGAAUAUCCGCGAAAGUGUGAAAUAUCUGAAGAUGUCUCCUUCACGACUUCAUAAGUUUACUGAAAUUGUUAAACAGUUGAAGUUGUCAACCUCUAAAAUUCUUCAACUUGAUGUGCCUACUCGAUGGAACUCAACAUAUGAAAUGCUAGAGUCGGCAUUGGAGUUCAAACCGGUGUUUCCAAUGUACAAGGAAAGAGACUCCAACUAUAAAUGGUUACCAUCCGAGGAGGACUGGAUACGAGCUACAGAGGUUUCAAAAUUUUUGGAAAUUUUUAAUGAAGUCACAGAAGUGUUCUCAGGACGUCGAUAUCCAACUUCAAAUUUGUUCCUUAAUGAAAUUUGGAGAGUGAAGGAGAAAUUAAAUGAAAUGUCCUUUGAUACUAGAGAUUUUGUGGUGCGCAUGACUCGAAGAAUGAAUGAAAAAUUUGAGAAGUAUUGGGGAGACUGUAACUUACUAAUGGCAAUUGGAGCAGUUUUGGAUCCUCGCUAUAAAAUGCAGCUCAUUGUAUUUUGUUUUUUUCACAAAUUUAUGGUGAGGAUGUUUUUCAACGCCAUAUUGAUGAUGUUCAUGAAGCUUUAGAUAUGCUCUACAAGGAAUAUGUAUCUUCAGAUGGACAAAUAGAUGUUGAUGCUAGCAAUAUCCCAAGUAUCUCUUCCAAACUGCAAAAAAAAAGAAGGGCUAAUCAUCGGUUUCAUAUGUGGGCUCAACAACAUAGGAAUGCUAUUCCUUCAAACAAAACUGAGUUGGACAUGUAUCUAGAAGAAGAUAUUUUCAAGCCUAGUGAUGAAGACUAUGACAAGUUUGAUGCUUUAAAUUGGUGGAAAGCCAACACUUUAAAAUUUCGCUAUCUAUCAAAAAUGGCUCGGGACAUACUAUCCAUUCCUAUUACUACUGUUGCUUCAGAGGCUGCAUUUAGUGCUGGAGGUAGAGUGCUUGAUCAAUAUCGUAGCUCUUUGAAGCCUGAGACUGUACAAGCUUUGAUUUGUACUGGAGAUUGGUUGCGUCAAGAGCUUCGAUUGGAGCAGUCAUCAAAUGUUGAUGAAGAGUUUACACAAUGGAACACCGAGACUGGCCUAAACGAGACUACUUGAGAACUUGAGAUUUAUUAUGUUUAUUGUGUUUCUUGAACUCUUUUGUAGAACUUGAUUUGUAUGGGAUGUUUUUUAGUUUGUUGAGGAUGAACGAUAUUUUGUCAUGUACUAAUGUUAGAUCUCCACCUUUAAUUUGGAUCUUCAGAUGGAGUUUUUGUGUUUGGUAGAGAAGGCCGGUCUGAUGCUGCAGCCCACCGAUGACCCUUGUUAUUUGGCUGAACUUGAUGUUAGAUUGUGUUUCAUUUGCAUAUUUUGUUUUCCUGCUCUCAUCUUUUUGUGUUUAUCAAGUAGUCUGCUACUGUUGCAUGCGUGGUGAUAAAGUUUACACUCUCUUUCUUUCUUUAUUUCUUUAACCAGGAGUAAAUAGGAUAUAUGUCUAUACCUUUACACACUACAGCAUUGCUUAAUGUUUUGUGCUGGUUUAUUAUGGCUAAAACUCACUGAAGCAUCAAUUAUUUCUAUGUUGUUGAGUGCUGUCACCCCUGCAACAAGCUCCUGCCGCCGCCCCGAGGUUCUCCAUGCGCGUCGCCUCGAAGCAGGCCUACAUCUGCCGCGACUGCGGCCUGCGGUUACAUAUACAAUGAUAGAACACCCUUUGAGAAGCUUCCAGAUAAGUAUUUCUGCCCUGUAUUUGUUUCAUAGAUGGCGGGUGAGCCCUAAAGAAAUUUGCUCAUGGUGAAGGAGAAUGCUAUAUAGGUUCUUCUAAUGGAUGCUCAUGGUGAAGGAGAAUGCUGUAUAGGUUCUUCUAAUGCUGUAUUUGUUUCAUUCUUUGGCUGUCACCAGAGUUCAUAAUGUUAGAUCCUACUGUAAUAUAAGUCAAAUGCAAUGUUCCCUGCAUAAUGAAUUUUGAAAUAGCGUGCUUGUUCUUCAAACGUAGGACUAAUUAAUAUGUUUCGAUGCCUGAGUAUUAACAAGUCAAAACCCUUUCUCCUGAUGAUGAGAAACCAGCAAAGGUACUUUCUGCAUUUAAAUAUGGUUGCAUGAAGACAGACUCAGGUGACUGCUUACCUGAUGUCUGAGUUUCAUUACAAACUCAUUAAUCACAGAGGAUGCAAUUUGCAUCUUUUUUUUCCUUUUUUGCUUGUCAACGAUAAUGCACUUUCCUUCACAUAUUUCCAUACAAUGUGUGUGGACUCAUGGCCGAAGUUAGUGAUGGAUGCUCAAGUGCUUAUGAUUCGACCUCCCUACAGGAUGUCUGUCUUCUGUUCAGAUCGCACUUAUAAAUGGAAAAAGGUUGGUCAGUUAUUGUUUCCUUUCCAAAUGUCUUCAGGGAAUUUUGUGCCUUUAUGUAAGACCAGAAGGGUGUGUUUAUGAAGUUAUAGCAUGCACUUCUCUAUCUACAAGGCAAUGCAAGCAAAAGCAGGCAGCCAUCAGCUUUCCUUUUGAAGCUUCUGAAUCAUUUUUCGUUCCUGUCAUCAUGUUUGCUUCAUCAUGCUAUCGUUCCUGUCAUCAUGUUUGCUUCUGAAUCAUUUUUCUUUCCUGUCAUCAUGCUUCCUGUAACAACAGAAUAAGUUAAUGUACUUAUGUUUCCAAUUUCAAGUUGUGAGGUUUCUGUUAAACAA
Molecule: messenger RNA, 4208 nt
Organism: Phoenix dactylifera (date palm)
Lineage: Eukaryota; Viridiplantae; Streptophyta; Magnoliopsida; Arecales; Arecaceae
Source: RefSeq, a predicted model, not a curated record